GAGUCGGGGCUGGGCUGGGAAACAGUAGCUGUUGGAAAAAACAUGUAACGGUGCAAGGUACGCUGCACCUUCUCACGACAUUCCUUACUGAGACCCAGUUCAUCUAACGAGACAAACUCCUGUUUAUCAUAGUGUGACCGUGUAAGGUGGUGGGGAAGGCCUAAUCCCUCAUCUUCAAUAGGCCCCCCUCAGCCAUGGACAAACAAGGAGCCAUGAGUACAUCAGGCAAAGCCAGUGGGCUAAAACCCCCCAGUAAAAUAGUCCGUCCCUCCGGCGUUCCAUCACGGACAUCACCGUCAUCUGGUACCUCGAAGCCAGUUCCUCCUGAAAAGUCCCCUGGCAGUGUGACCUCACCAGUCCAAGAUGGAAACACAGACUUUAAAAUUGGAGAGAGAGUCUGGGUGAACGGCAACAAGCCUGGCUAUGUGCACUUUGUUGGAGGGACGCAGUUUGCUCCCGGCCAGUGGGCGGGCAUUGUGCUGGACGAGUCGAUCGGGAAAAACGAUGGCUCUGUGGCAGGGGUCCGGUACUUCCAGUGUGAGGACGGACGGGGGAUAUUCACGCGGCCUUCAAAGCUGUCCAGAACAGCACUGCCAGAGAAGGAGACGAAUGGAGGCCGGGCCAGUCCAGGUUACCUUUGGAUGUAG
This is a messenger RNA of Pundamilia nyererei, 647 nucleotides long. Its product is annotated as CAP-Gly domain-containing linker protein 1-like. Gene Ontology annotation, molecular function: microtubule plus-end binding. The coding region runs from base 195 to 647 and encodes 150 amino acids. The record is from RefSeq and is a predicted model, not a curated record. NCBI's taxonomy places the organism in Eukaryota, Metazoa, Chordata, Actinopteri, Cichliformes, Cichlidae. The transcript is spliced from 4 exons. Gene Ontology annotation, cellular component: microtubule plus-end; nucleus; cell cortex. Gene Ontology annotation, biological process: cytoplasmic microtubule organization; positive regulation of microtubule polymerization.